This is a messenger RNA of Varanus komodoensis (Komodo dragon), 4426 nucleotides long. RefSeq names its product zinc finger and BTB domain containing 4 (gene ZBTB4). Gene Ontology annotation, molecular function: protein binding. The coding region runs from base 641 to 4396 and encodes 1251 amino acids. Gene Ontology annotation, biological process: regulation of immune system process; regulation of cytokine production; negative regulation of transcription by RNA polymerase II. NCBI's taxonomy places the organism in Eukaryota, Metazoa, Chordata, Lepidosauria, Squamata, Varanidae. The transcript is spliced from 3 exons. The record is from RefSeq and is a predicted model, not a curated record.
AGUUCCAGGCUGGAAGCACGAGUUUUGGCAGAGUGCUCUUGUCUAGAAGACCACGGGGAACUGAGGGGAAGAAUAAGGAGCAGGGUGGAAGCUUGAAUAGUGGUGGAGGGAUGGGAAAAAGGAAGCCAGGCUGGCCCAGAAAACACGCUGCUGGAAAAAGCUUUCCCCAGGACGGAGCAGGGCGCAGCUGCCGGGAGUGGGGGGGCUCCUCGGGCUUAGAGCGCGGUAUGGCAGGAGGCCGCGAGAUAAGAAUGGAAGGAGGAGACUAACUGGAGCAGCAUGAAGCGCUGCAAAGAGCCGCAACGAGGGAAGAGGAAGCGCUCUGCAAGCGGGCCAGCGCCUCGGAGUCAAUCCGGAGCGUGAUCGGAAGGCGGCACGAGGAGGACUCAAGGGAACGUCGUCGGCCUGAACAUACCACACUCCGCCCACAGCUUCAGAACUGAAAGCUUUGCAGGACACCAAAGGCAAGAGGCGGAAACGUGUGUGCUGUGAACUUUCUGGGCCGCUGCGUUGGCUGUGCACGCAAGGAGCCUUCCUGCCGGAGGGUCCUGCUCCGGAGAAUUUGGAGACCAAACCUUGAGGAGCAGCGACACAGAUACCCAGUAGAUGUGGUCAGCUUGCCCAGGGCUGAGAGCGCGCGAUGGCUCCCGUCGGGGAGGUCACAGACAGCUGCCACGCCGGCUCGCUUCUGCUCCAGCUGAACGAGCAGCGCCUGAGAGGUCAGUUCUGCGACAUCACUGUCAUCGCCGAGGAGACCAAGUUCCAGGCCCACAAGAACGUCCUCGCGGCCUCCAGCCUGUACUUCAAGGAGGUGCUCUUGGAGGAGCCGGCCUGUCGCCAGGCCAGCCAGAUCCUGGAGCUUCCCGGCAUCCCGGCCGAAGUCUUCUCCGACAUCCUCAACUUCAUCUACAGCUCCCACCUGCCGGUCCCCAGCCUGGCUGCCGCGAAGGAGCUCGGGGCCGCCGGCCGCCGCCUGGGCAUCUCCCGCCUGGAGAAUCUGGAUGAACUGCCCCUCGAGGCCGAGAUGGACGACUCCAGCGUGGCUUCCUCCAGGCUGUGCAGCUCGCCGAUCGACCUCACCUGCCCUUCCCGCUCGACCGAGCCCUCCAGCCCGCUCUGCUUCCAGGACUUGGCCAAAGCACCCACGCCCCUGCAGGACACGCGCCCCGACACGGAGACGGAGACGGCCAAGAUCCUCUACAACCUCAGCUCGGUGGCCCCGGUGCCGCCUCCGCCACCCUCCGACCUGGCGUUCAUGCUGAAGGGAAGCGUCAGCUGGGACCGCGACAGUCCCCACGGCAACCCCUCCGUGACCCCCGGCAACGAGGAGGCGGCCCAGGCGCCGGCCUCCUCCUGUGCCUCCCCGUCGGGGCCUUCCUUCCCCGCGAGUAGCACUUUCUGCUGCGGCAGCUGCGGCCGCUCCUUCUCCACGUCUUCUGCCCUGAGCCUCCACAUGAAGCUCCACCGGACGCGGCGCUCGCUGUCCUGCCGGCACUGCGGGAAGAGCUUCAUCCACAUCAAGCGGCUGCAGACGCACGAGGUCGUCUGCAAGGACGCGGAGAAGCCCGAGGAGGGGGCCCUGGCGGGCGAGGCCCUGCCCAGCCCCGUGCUGCCGCCCAAGCCGGCGGCCGUGCCCGCCGCCUCCAAGAAGGGCGUGCCGUUCCGCCACCGGGCCCUGCCCCGCGUGGAGUACCUCUCCGAGCAGGACCACUUCGUCAAGGUGGUGGACGGGCACAUCAUCUACUUCUGCACCGUCUGCGAGCGGUCCUACAUGACGCUCUCGAGCCUGAAGCGCCACUCCAACGUGCACUCGUGGCGGCGGAAGUACCCGUGCCGCUACUGCGACAAGGUCUUCGCGCUGGCCGAGUACCGCACCAAGCACGAGGUCUGGCACACGGGGGAGAGGCGCUACCAGUGCAUCUUCUGCUGGGAGACCUUCGUCACCUACUACAACCUGAAGACCCACCAGAAGGCCUUCCACGGGAUCAACCCUGGGCUCAUCUCCUCCGAGAAGACGCCCAAUGGCGGGUACAAGCCGAAGCUCAACGCGCUGAAGCUCUACCGGCUCCUGCCCAUGCGCUCCCAGAAGAGGCCCUACAAGACCUACAGCCAGGGGCUGGUGCCGGACAGCCUCCUGCUCCCCGCCCGGCCGAUGCCCAUGGCGCUGGGGGACGGCGACUCCUUGGACGGGAAGCUGGUCUCCUCCCUGGGCACCGGCGACGUCGCCUCUGUCUUCGCCCCCGGCGGCGGCGGCUCCCUAGACUUGCCAGAGGCUGAACCGUUCCAGCGGCAAGAGCCCGCCGGCGCCUCGGAAAGGCCGCCGCUCCCGCCGGCGGACAAGAAGGCGGCCCCGGACAAGCGGCUCGGGCCGCUGAACCCGGCGGAGGUGCCCUCCGUCAUCGCCUACGGGCGCCCGGCCUCUUCCGUGAUCGUCCACAGCACGUCGGUGAAGUCGCAGCCCCCCUCGGUGAUCACGUACAACAGCAAGUCGUCCGAGGCGCCCCCGGACACGGGGGGCCCCCCUCCAGUGCCUCUGCUGCCCCCCGCGGCGGCCAAGCCCCUCAAGAAGCAGGUGCUGAAGGAAUACAUCCAGGCGCAGAAAGCGGAGGAGGCGGCCCUGGAGGAGGGGGCGGGCGACCACGGCCCCCGGGCCAGGGGCCUGCGGGCCGGGCGGACCAUGACCUACAUGGCCAAGCCGGCCUACGUGGGUGCGGCCUCCGAGAGCCGGGGGGCCCCCCUCUGCCAGAUCACCGUGCGCAUCGGGGAGGAGGCCAUCGUCAAGCGGCGCAUCUCCGAGACGGACCUCAUGCUGGACAAGGGCAGCCGCCUGGCGGGGCGGCGCUUCGACCUGGGCAGGGAGCACGGCGGGGAGAAGCUGCGGCCGCUGGGGCCCGCGCACCACGGGAAGCACGCGGACAGGGGCUACGCCAACGAGAGCGGCGAGGAGGACAGCGACCGCGAGGACCAGCUCUGGCGCCCCUACUACAGCUACAAGCCCAAGCGGAAGGCGUGUGGUGGCAGCGGCGGCGCCACGCCGAGGGUGAAGAAGGCUCGGUGGCGGCGGAAGCUGCGCUCCAUGCGCUGGGUGAAGCGGGCAGAGAAGGCGGAGGAGGAGGAGGAGGAGGCGGCGGCGGCCACGGCGGCGGAGGAGGAGGCUGGUGAGAGGACCGGCGUGCCGGCAGAGGCGGAGGCGCCCGGAGGCCUGGAGGGCGGUGCCUCCGAGGGCGAGGGGACCGACCUGCCCCCCAAACCGGGGGCCGGGCGCGGCUCGGAGUGGAAGCACGAGUGCGGCGCCUGUGGGAAACUCUUCUCCGCGCUCAAGAAACUGAGGAAGCACGAGCGCGUGCACGGGCGUGCCGGCAGGGACGACCCCUCCCUGGCCCCCUUGCCGGUGGCUCCCCACCGCGUGGGCCGCAAGCCUCUGCUCAAGUUCGCCUGCACCCACUGUGCCAAGGUCUGCAAGACGGCCGCGGCCCUGAGCCGCCACAUGAAGCGGCACGAGGGCCAGCAGCCGGAGCAGUCGCCCCUGCCGGCGCUCACCACGGUCAUCGCCUACUCCAAGAGGAGCGCGGAGGCGCCCCCGCCAGCGCCGCCCCCGGCCGUCAAGGAGGAGACCACGCAGGAGAUGCAGGUGUCGUCCUCCAGCGGGGAGGCGCCCGUGGCCCUGCAGGACGCCGCGGGGGCGGGGCCCGUGGCCAGGGAAGCGGGGCCCUACGAAGGCCGCCCUCUGGCGCCGGUGCCCGCCGAGGAGGACCCAGCCCUGCUGGGCAGGAGCAAGUCCCCCUUCCCGGAGGAGGUUGCCGCCCACCCCUCGCCGCCCACGGGGGGCGCCACCAGCCUUGCCCAGGGGCCCCCCGGCCUGCCGCACUCCCUCCAGGACCCCGUCAUCUCGCACACCGGCCUGGCCCAGAAAGAGGUCCUGGUGCCUCGGGACGUGGAAGAGGAGCCGUACCCCGUGCAGGAGUACCCCCUGCCACUGCUGGUGCCGGGCAGCUGUCGGACCAGGAAGGACCUGGAGGAGAAGCCCCCGUUCCUCGCCUACCCCAGCGCGAUCCAGUUCAACGCCAUGGGCAAGGCGGGGGGCAGCGACGGGGACGGCAAGGUGAGCUUCUACCAGGAUCCGUACCCGCUCAUGUACGGCCACCAGCUCCUGGCCGCCUACCCGUACAACUUCACGCUGCCGGUCGCUUUGAACAUGGUGGUGCCGGACGACAAGGGGCAACCCCUGCCCUUCCUGCCCAGCGUCUUCAGCUACGCCAUGAACCCCUGCCGGAGUGAGGCGCAUGACGGGGGGGCCGCCUCCAACGGGGGCCUGGCCAUGGGAGGCGGCCCGGCCCGCGAGGGCAGAGGCGACGGGGCCUCGGCGGAGAGGCUGAAGAAAGGGACCCUUCUGUGAGGGACGCAGGGAGGCUGGUGUGGGGGGAGG